AGCUGUAAUUAAGUGCAAUCACACUCUACCACACACUCUCUAUAGUAUCUAUAGUUGAGAGCAAGCUUUGUUAACAAUGGCGGCUUCCAUUGGAGCCUUAAAAUCUUCACCUUCUUCCCACAAUUGCAUCAAUGAGAGAAGAAAUGAUUCUACACGUGCAAUAUCCAGCAGAAAUCUCUCAUUUUCGUCUUCUCAUCUCGCCGGAGACAAGUUGAUGCCUGUAUCGUCCUUACGUUCCCAAGGAGUACGAUUCAAUGUGAGAAGAAGUCCAUUGAUUGUGUCUCCUAAGGCUGUUUCUGAUUCGCAGAAUUCACAGACAUGUCUGGACCCAGAUGCUAGCAGGAGUGUUUUGGGAAUUAUUCUUGGAGGUGGAGCUGGGACCCGACUUUAUCCUCUAACUAAAAAAAGAGCAAAACCUGCGGUUCCACUUGGAGCAAAUUAUCGUCUGAUUGACAUUCCCGUAAGCAAUUGCUUGAACAGUAACAUAUCCAAGAUCUAUGUUCUCACACAAUUCAACUCUGCCUCUCUAAAUCGCCACCUUUCACGGGCAUAUGCUAGCAAUAUGGGAGGAUACAAAAACGAGGGCUUUGUGGAAGUUCUUGCUGCUCAACAAAGUCCGGAGAACCCCGAUUGGUUCCAGGGCACUGCGGACGCUGUCAGACAAUAUCUGUGGUUGUUUGAGGAGCAUAAUGUUCUUGAAUACCUUAUACUUGCUGGAGAUCAUCUGUAUCGAAUGGAUUAUGAAAAGUUUAUUCAAGCCCACAGGGAAACAGAUGCUGAUAUUACCGUUGCCGCACUGCCAAUGGACGAGAAGCGUGCCACUGCAUUCGGUCUCAUGAAGAUUGAUGAAGAAGGACGCAUUAUUGAAUUUGCAGAGAAACCGCAAGGAGAGCAAUUGCAAGCAAUGAAAGUGGAUACUACCAUUUUAGGUCUUGAUGACAAGAGAGCUAAAGAAAUGCCUUUUAUCGCCAGUAUGGGUAUAUAUGUCAUUAGCAAAGACGUGAUGUUAAACCUACUUCGUGACAAGUUUCCUGGGGCCAAUGAUUUUGGUAGUGAAGUUAUUCCUGGUGCAACUUCAUUUGGGAUGAGAGUGCAAGCUUAUUUAUAUGAUGGGUACUGGGAAGAUAUUGGUACCAUUGAAGCUUUCUACAAUGCCAAUUUGGGCAUUACAAAAAAGCCGGUGCCAGAUUUUAGCUUUUACGACCGAUCAGCCCCAAUCUACACCCAACCUCGAUAUUUGCCACCUUCAAAAAUGCUUGAUGCCGAUGUCACAGAUAGUGUCAUUGGUGAAGGUUGUGUGAUCAAGAACUGUAAGAUUCACCAUUCCGUGGUUGGGCUCAGAUCAUGCAUAUCAGAGGGAGCAAUUAUAGAAGACUCACUUUUGAUGGGGGCAGAUUACUACGAGACUGAUGCUGACAGGAAGCUGCUGGCUGCAAAGGGCAGUGUCCCAAUUGGCAUCGGCAAGAAUUGUCACAUCAAAAGAGCCAUUAUCGACAAGAAUGCUCGUAUAGGGGACAAUGUGAAGAUCAUUAACAAAGACAAUGUUCAAGAAGCGGCUAGGGAAACAGAUGGAUACUUCAUCAAGAGUGGGAUUGUCACUGUCAUCAAGGAUGCUUUGAUUCCAAGUGGAAUCGUCAUUUAAAGGAACGCGUUAUAACUUGGUUGCCCUCCAAGAUUUUGGCUAAACAGCCAUGAGGUACAAACGUGCCGAAGUUUUAUUUUCCUAUGCUGUAGAAAUCUAGUGUACAUCUUGCUUUUAUGAUACUUCUCAUUACCUGGUUGCUGUAAAAAUUAUUCGUCUAAAAUAAAAAUAAAUCUACCAUUACACCAGA
Molecule: messenger RNA, 1832 nt
Organism: Solanum lycopersicum (tomato)
Lineage: Eukaryota; Viridiplantae; Streptophyta; Magnoliopsida; Solanales; Solanaceae
Product: ADP-glucose pyrophosphorylase small subunit
Biological process (GO): glycogen biosynthetic process
Molecular function (GO): glucose-1-phosphate adenylyltransferase activity
Source: RefSeq, marked validated